AUGAGUCAAGACUACUUCAACGGCAAAGGCAAGUCGCCCGUGGCACGACCCGACGACGAGCCCUCGAAUUCCGAUGACGUCUCGAAUCAGCCCAGCGGCAACGCGAGACCGCCCGCGUACAUGACUGUCGGGAGUGGGUCAACCUCCAAGCACGCGGCACACCUGCAGGAGCUGCUCGAGCGCGACUCUGGUUACGGCGGCUCUGUUGCCAGCGGUGGCGUUGGCAAUGCCCUCCUGCCCGGCUCUCCCGCCUGGGACUCCGCGACACACGCAGACACGCCCAACUCAGCCGGCUCCGACCGUCGCAUGCAGCCGAGUGCCGUGCACCAGCUCUGGUACAACCAGCACCGCGGGGCCCUCAACCGUGCCAUCAAUAGGGUCAUCGAUCUUCUGAAGGAGCUUCAGCAGGAGAAUGUAAAAUGGCCCGCCCACUAUCCCUCCGUCCAGCGCGCCGAAUCCGACGUCGAACCCACGUCGCCCUCGAGGCCCAGAUACCAACAAACCUUUUCCCACCUCGACGACUUCACCGGUGCAUCCUCCUCCCCUGCUUCACCACCACCCAUGAGGCGCGCCGCCACAUGGGGAGAGGACCCUGCGGCGGCCGAGUCGAGCAGGGCAGCUGAGAGGCGGCCGGCCGCGGAGCCCAGACUGGUCACUCCCCAGAUCGCCCAAGAGUUUUCUGUGCUGAAGCUGGACCUCAAGCUGGGUGCUCUACAUCAGACGCAACUGGUUCACUCUCUGGAGAAGGGUUCAAUCGCUGCCCUCCUUGACGGCAAGAUCAGCUCCAGCAUCAAGCACUUGUUGAACCUGCGAGAGCGAAUCGAAGAUACAGCCAGCAAAGUUUUGGUUACAGGUGAUCUAAACGCUGGAAAGUCCACUUUCUGCAACGCUCUGCUGAGGAGGAAGGUCCUACCGGAAGACCAGCAGCCCUGCACGAGCAUCUUCUGCGAGGUUUUGGAUGCGCGGGAGAACUCGGGCAUCGAAGAGGUUCAUGCAGUCCACAAGGAUGCUGCGUACGACCGGAAUGACGAGACAACAUACGACGUGUAUGCCUUGUACGAGCUUGAGAAGAUUGUCAUCGACAACGACGCCUAUAUGAUGUGCAAGGUCUACGUCAAGGAUGUCCGAACUAUCGACGAGUCAUUGCUCAACAAUGGUGUCGUCGACAUCGCGCUCAUCGACGCACCUGGUCUCAACUCGGACACGACCAAGACCACCGCCGUGUUCGCAAGGCAGGAAGAGAUUGACGUUGUGGUCUUUGUGGUCUCAGCCGCCAACCACUUCACCCAGUCAGCCAAGGAGUUUCUGUGGGCAGCGGCGGCAGAAAAGGCAUAUCUUUUCAUCGUUGUCAAUGGCUUUGACAUGAUUAGAGACCAGCAAAGAUGCCAGAAGAUGAUACUCGACCAAGUUUCCGGCAUAAGCCCAAGGACCUCCAAAGAAGCACAAGAACUCGUUCAUUUCGUGUCCAGUAAUGCGAUCCCUGUGGCCCCAUCUCCGCCGGGCGGCCCUGACGGAGGUGGAAGCGGCAGUUCGAGUGGAGGUGGCGGUGGUGAUGACCCAAGCGGCGACCCCAAGGGCAAAGGCAAAGACAAAGAAAAGCUCCGGGACUUCCAAAAUCUCGAACAGUCCCUGCGAAGAUUCGUAUUGGAGAAGCGAGCACGCUCGAAGCUGGCACCUGCCAAGCACUACCUGCUCAACAUCUUGAACGACGUGAACUCCUUGGCGAAUGUCAAUUCAGAGGUUGCUCAAUCAGAGCUUGAGCGGGUGGGCAAGGAGCUCCGAGAACUCGAGCCACAGUUGGAAGCGAGUAAGAAGGCCCAGAACAAGAUUACUGAUGACGUGAACCACACGAUAGACGAGACGUGCGACGACGUCUAUCAACACACACGCAGCAGUCUCAACCUGGCAAUUGUGCAUGCCGAUGAGGAUCUCGACGUCCCUUACCCUGGACUGUUCCAGGCAUUCGACUAUGCUGAAAGUCUGAAGGAGGCAAUGUUGCACGGUAUCCAGGCCUGUGUCAACGACUGUGAGGAGUAUGCACGUGGCAAGGCUGUCGGUGGCGUCAAUGCUAUCAAGCAGCUCGGUAUCCUGCACCUAGGCAACGAGUACACCGGACUCAACUUCCACCCGGAUGUGAUGUUCCGGCGCAGACGCGACGUCUUGGCUAAGCAGAUCGACAUCCCGACCGAGCUGUGGGACUUUGUCGACUGGUCGACUUUGAUGCAGCGUCAAGAGAAGGUGGCUGGAACGGGCAUGGCUCUGACAGUGGCGACAGCAGUUGGCACCCAGAUGAUCGGUGGUGCUGGCUGGAUGAACCACGCCUUGAGCGUAGCUCGGGUGAUGGGCAACGACAACCUCCGCCGGAUGAUCAUCCCUGGCAUGGUUGUUGCUGCUGUCGCCGCCGGCGCCUACGUCCUCAGCCAAAUCCCCCAUUCCCUGCCCCACCGCCUUUCCACCAAAAUCUCGGCCCAGCUGGAGGCAUUAGAGUACGCGCACAACAACGCCAAUCGCAUAUCCGGCUCCGUGCGCAAGGUGCUGCACACGCCCAAGGACCACGUCGUCUUCAACCUCCAGCGGUCGGUGGAGCAGCUCGGCAAGAAGCGCGAGGAGACGCUCAAGGUGAAGAAGGAGAGCAGCGACGCGCUCAAGUACUUCACCAACCUCACGCGGGACAGCGCGCAGCAGCGGUCCAUGGUCGAGGCCGUCGACCUGGAGAACCACCCCACUGGUGUGCAAUGA
Diaporthe citri is the source of this 2739-nucleotide messenger RNA. RefSeq lists its product as uncharacterized. Gene Ontology annotation, cellular component: mitochondrial outer membrane. NCBI's taxonomy places the organism in Eukaryota, Fungi, Ascomycota, Sordariomycetes, Diaporthales, Diaporthaceae. The transcript has 2 exons. Gene Ontology annotation, molecular function: GTP binding; GTPase activity. The record is from RefSeq and is a predicted model, not a curated record. Bases 1 to 2739 code for a protein of 912 amino acids. Gene Ontology annotation, biological process: mitochondrial fusion.